CUCGCACUCGCAGACUCGCAGUCUCCGCUCCAGUUGCCAAAAACUGAAUCCUCUGCAAGAAAACUAAAUCCAAAUUCAACCUUCUUCUUCUUCUUCUGUUUCUGUUUCUUUUUUCUUUUGUUCAUUUCUCUGGUUCGAGUUUUAUCUCCGAUGGAAUGGUUCUUCAUUUUACCAAUCUUUCUCUAGAAUUAAGAGGGCCAGUUCGCCAUGAUUCUCGUGUCAACGCCCUCUGCCGGCUUGCUUCCAUGUCGGCCGGAAUUUCAGCGGUCUCGUCCUCGUAAGGUCUGCUCUCAAUUGGAUCGAAUUCUUCACCCAAAAGCUUCCGAAUCACCCAUAACGCUCAAUUCGCGACGCAGAACGUGCGAGUGCUUCGAUUUGCAUAAUGAUCUGAUACCGUAUGGCGAUGCGUGGACUUGGCAAAAGGACAUUGUCAGAGAAAAGAAGGCAUUGAUCGACGCGAACGAGGAAUGCCCAGAUACGCUUAUUGUGUUGCAGCAUCAUCCUGUGUACACCAUGGGCACGGACAGUUCAGAAGAAUACCUCAAUUUUGAUCCAAAGGAUUCUCCCUUUUCCAUUUACCGCACUGAGCGUGGCGGGGAGGUUACCUAUCAUGGCCCUGGCCAGCUAGUUAUGUACCCUAUUAUCAAUCUGCGAAAUCACAAGAUGGACCUUCAUUGGUACCUCAGGGCACUUGAGGAGGUGGUUAUACGUGUUCUUUCCUCGACGUUUUCCAUCAACGCUCAUCGGCUCGAUGGUUUAACGGGUGUCUGGGCAGGAAACCAGAAACUGGCAGCCAUUGGAAUUAGGGUAUCUAAAUGGAUAGCAUUUCAUGGAUUAGCUCUUAAUGUCACCACUGAUCUAACUCCAUUUAACUGGAUAGUUCCAUGUGGAAUACGAAACCGCCAGGUCGGAAACGUCAAGGAGUUGCUUAGAGAAGUUGAUUUACACACUGGAUUUCAGAAGAACAUACAUCUUGACAAGGAUUUCCAGUUGAUUGAUACCACUUUUGAAGCUCUGCUACAGGAAUUCUCUGAAGUUUUUCAACUUGAUAUUCAUCAGAAAACCAUCCCCACUUUGGAAAGGUUCGUGAAUCAAGCACCCAAAAGCUGAGGAUCCUGUGGUGAGAUAUCUUAUAAUCUGUAAACUAUAGCUGCUAAACGUUCCUCAUUUGUUAGUUUAUUUUACUAAUAUUAGGCACCAACACCCAGCUUUUUCGAUCUUAAAUCUGCAAACUACUGAUUAUUUUCCA
Molecule: messenger RNA, 1249 nt
Organism: Momordica charantia (bitter melon)
Lineage: Eukaryota; Viridiplantae; Streptophyta; Magnoliopsida; Cucurbitales; Cucurbitaceae
Product: octanoyltransferase LIP2p, chloroplastic
Biological process (GO): protein lipoylation
Molecular function (GO): lipoyl(octanoyl) transferase activity
Source: RefSeq, a predicted model, not a curated record